Messenger RNA from Macrosiphum euphorbiae (potato aphid), 465 nucleotides. NCBI's taxonomy places the organism in Eukaryota, Metazoa, Arthropoda, Insecta, Hemiptera, Aphididae. The record is from the annotation of a GenBank genome assembly.
AUGGAACGAGUGUUCAUACCUCAGACAUAUCAAAACAUGGUAAAAGAAACUAGCAGUGAUAAAUUUAAUGUAAUAAAUAUUACACAAAACGAUAUAUACAAUUUUUCUGAAUAUCUAAAACCCAACUUUAAAAAAUACUUAACAAGUUCACACAAAGAAAGGUUUACUAUCAUGGCAUACCGCCUCAUAGAAUAUGUGAAAGAUGGACUGUACUGCAAAACCCUUGCAAAUAGCACUUUAAAAGAACAUUUUAUUUUACAAAAAUCAGGAACGGACUUGAAAUAUCCUCUAGAACAUCUUCCUCUACUAUAUUCUAUGAAACUUAAGCUUAAAGAAGCUAAAUUAAAAGAUGUACAGGAUUUAGCAUCAAAAUAUGUACCAUCUGAGUUUAUAUGGUUCUAUGAACAGCUUGAGGGAGACGUUCAAAAUAAUGAAAAUGUACCAACUUCUGUAAAUGAAUAUUAA